UGACCUAGAUUCUAGGAACCAAUAUGUGACCCCAUCUCCAAGCACAGCCAUAACAACCACGGUAACCAUGGCGCCUGAGGAGAAUCCAUCCCAGAAUCCCUUGUGGUGAUGAGGAAGAUGGAGGACAUGGCCAACAGCUGUCCGGCCAUGCUGGGAGUUGUAGUAUUGCAACAGCUGGGGGUCCACAGUCUGGAGACCACUGACCUAGAUUCUAGGAACCAAUAUGUGACCCCAUCGCCAAGCACAGCCAUAACAACCACGGUAACCAUGGCGCCUGAGGAGAAUCCAUCCCAGAAUCCCUUGUGGUGAUGAGGAAGAUGGAGGACAUGGUCGACCGACUCAGCAAGACUUGGAUGAAAAGAGAGUUUCCUCACCAAAUUAAUGAAGAUAUGUAGCUGAAGGCGGUGCCGUGCUGGGACUUGUAGUCCUCCUCGAGCUAAGAAGGAGGUGAUCUCCCCCUGUCUGUCUCCAGUCAUCAUGGCUGCUGAUGGCUCCGAGCGAGAGGAGGAUGGAGGGCAGGAGAAUGUGUCCAGCGGGAACGUCCUGGAACUGUUCACCGAGAGUAAAGAGACCCGAGAACUGAUCCUCAGCCUGCGGGAUGUGUGUGAGGAGAUGGUCAGCAGGGAGGUCUGUAUCCAGAGGAUUAUAGUGAUCAUGGACACCUAUCAGGAGCAGCCUCACCUCUUGGAUCCACAUCUCGAGUGGAUGCUGGAUCUCUUACUGCAAAUUGUACGAGACAAAUCCUCUCCGCCCGUUCUUAUGCAUCUCGGCUUCAAGUUCCUCUAUAUCAUUUCCAAGGUUCGGGGAUAUAAGAUUUUCCUCCGCCUCUUCCCACAUGAGGUUGUGGAUGUGCGGCCGGUGCUGGAAAUGAUCUCCAUACAGAACCCUACAGAUCACGAGACCUGGGAGACACGUUACAUGCUGCUCCUGUGGUUGUCGAUGACGUGUCUCAUACCCUUUGACCUCUCACGUCUGGAUGGUAAUCUCUCUUCAGAGGGUACAGAAGGCGCACAGAUCCGUCGCUCUACCAUGGAUCACAUCCUGGACGUGGCCAAGUCCUAUCUCCUGGUCAGUGAUAAAGCUCGGGAUGCGGCCGCCGUCCUUGUAUCCAAGUUCAUCACCCGGCCGGAUGUCAAACAGAAGCGGAUGGCAGAUUUCUUAGACUGGGCUCUUUCUACAUUAUCCAAGGCGUCUUAUCUGACCAUCGAAGGGACGAUCGCCAUGGACGGGAUCCUGAAGGCCUUAGCCCAGCUUUUCAAGCACGGAAAAAGAGAAGACUGCCUGCCCUACGCCGCAACCGUUCUGAACGCCCUGGAUAACUGCAAGCUCUGCGACAGCAACCAGACCGUGCUCCGCAAGCUGGGGGUCAAGCUGGUCCAGCGCCUGGGGCUCAUCUUCCUCAAACCCAAGACGGCCGCGUGGAGGUAUCAGCGCGGAUCGCGGUCUUUGGCGGACAAUCUACUUCAGACUCUCAGCAGCAGCAGUCCGGGUUCAACCGCAGCCGCGUCCCCCAGCGAUGCCGAGGAGGAGUAUGAUAUCCCGGAGGAGAUUGAGAACGUGAUCGAGCAGUUGCUGGUCGGGCUGAAGGACAAAGACACCAUUGUGCGAUGGUCUGCAGCGAAAGGUAUUGGACGGUUGACAGGAAGACUCCCCCGAGAGCUGGCUGAUGAUGUGGUGGGCUCCAUGCUGGACUGCUUUAGUUUCCAGGAGACGAAUAACGCUUGGCACGGGGGCUGCCUGGCGCUGGCAGAGCUGGGUAGGAGGGGACUGCUGCUGCCUUCUCGCCUCCCGAACGUGGUCCCGCUCAUCCUGAAGGCUCUGGUGUACGAUGAGAAGCGUGGCGCGUGCAGCGUGGGCUCCAACGUGCGAGACGCCGCCUGUUACGUGUGCUGGGCCUUCGCCCGGGCCUACGACCCCCUGAUGAUGAAACCCUAUGUAAACAACAUUGCGUGCGGGCUAAUCAUUGCCGCCAUCUUUGAUCGCGACGUGAACUGCAGACGGGCCGCAUCGGCGGCGUUCCAGGAGAAUGUGGGGAGACAGGGCACUUUCCCACACGGCAUCGAAAUCCUGACCACCGCGGACUACUUUGCAGUCGGUAACAGAGUGAAUUGCUUCCUAAACAUCAGCGUCUUUGUCACCGCUUUCCCAGAAUACACCACGGCCAUGAUCGAUCACCUGGUGGAGAUGAAGAUCAAUCACUGGGACAUUGUGAUCCGUGAACUCUCCACCAAAGCCCUGCACAACCUCACGCCAGUCGCCCCCGAAUACAUGACCAAGUCUGUUUUACCACGUCUCCUCCCACUGACCACCGACACGGAUCUGCACACACGGCACGGCGCCAUCUUGGCCUGCGCAGAAAUCACCCAUGCACUGUCUAAGCUGGCCGUCCGGAACAACGGGUCUGUUGCCGAUUACCUGGACAGUGAUGUAAUAUCGGGAUUAAUAUCUAUACAUCAAAGGCUCCAUGAGCGCCAGUUAUACAGGUGAGACAAUACUGAUCAUUAGGAGGGGAGGCACAUGAUUCAGGGCACUGCUAUGUGGUGU
Molecule: messenger RNA, 2544 nt
Organism: Hyla sarda
Lineage: Eukaryota; Metazoa; Chordata; Amphibia; Anura; Hylidae
Gene: TBCD
Product: tubulin folding cofactor D
Exons: 23
Coding region: 478-2487 (669 amino acids)
Biological process (GO): post-chaperonin tubulin folding pathway; adherens junction assembly; microtubule cytoskeleton organization
Cellular component (GO): lateral plasma membrane
Molecular function (GO): GTPase activator activity; beta-tubulin binding
Source: RefSeq, a predicted model, not a curated record